UCCCUCUUCCGUUCUCUUCCUUCUCAUUCUUUCUCUCUCUUCUGCUCCUUUUCCCCCUUCCUCGCUUCUCUCUUCUCUUCUUGUAUACUUCCAUUCCCUUCUUCUUCUUCUUCUUCUUCUUCUUCUUCUUCUUUUCUCAUCCACUGUUAUCUCUGACUCUCCUUCAAGAUUUUCACCAAGAAUGCGAAAGCCCAGUUCUCUGAAGCGAGAAUUCCUCUGGAAAUGGAUCAAGGGUCUUCGAAAAUGCAGAUCGUUGAAGAAGAACAUGAGCUUCUUAGAGAGAAAGAAAGCCAUCAAGCUUUCUGCAGAUUUAGCUAUGGCUUCAACCCGGAACGGAGCCACACGGUGGAGCCGAGCCCUUAUAGCCGAAGCUUCCUCGCGAGAUGAGAACAGCUACAACAAAAUCCUCACAGAGCAAAUAGUGGGCUCGCCGGAGAACCAGCGGCUGAAAAAAGGGAAGGUUCUGGUGAGUACGACAUCGUCAUCUGGCCUCUGCAGAACGAGGAAGAUCUUGAAACGUAGCCGUAUGGUGCGCAGAGUAGUGAUGAAGAAGAAGGCAGUGUCAAGAAAGGUGACGGCGAGUUGUAUGCGAAAGAGGCUGGUUCAGAAGAGAACGAGAAAGCUCAAGAGUCUGUUACCAGGAGGAGAAUCCUUGGAUGAUGACGUGGUUUUGAUCGAAGAAAACCCUAGAUUAUAACAAUCUCUGAGAGCUCAAGUUGAAGUCAUGCGAUGUCUGGCCACUGCUUCAGAGCUCAUCAGAUUCGUAAAAAAUGCAUAAAUCAACUUAUAAAUGUAGCCAUUAAUUAAUUUAGCUUCUUUAAUCUUUAUCAAUAUAUAUAGUAUACAUAUAGCUACAUAUUUUCUUGUUCUCUUUUCUAUGGACGAUAUUAAGCGAGAAGGAGGAAAGAGGCCUCUCGGCAAUUAUAUAUGUACAGAACAGUGGAAACAUAUGCAACUGUCAAUCAAAGCAUUUUGGUUUUCCUCAA
Messenger RNA from Prosopis cineraria, 986 nucleotides. Its product is annotated as transcription factor IBH1-like 1. The transcript is spliced from 2 exons. The coding region runs from base 182 to 697 and encodes 171 amino acids. Lineage: Eukaryota; Viridiplantae; Streptophyta; Magnoliopsida; Fabales; Fabaceae. Gene Ontology annotation, biological process: regulation of DNA-templated transcription. The record is from RefSeq and is a predicted model, not a curated record.